AUGGGGUAUUUUAGCUUGUUCAUUUUAACUGUUGCCCUGACACACUGUGUGUAUGGAUUUAAUUUUUACCAAAAUUUGAAGUUUGCGCACAAGUUUGAAUCCAGUAAACAAGAUAGUGCGAAUGAUCGUUGGAUAGAACAACGACUAAAUAACUUCGAUAGUGCUAAUGUUCAUACUUGGAAACAGAGAUAUUUCGCAAACAACCAAUUCUCAACCCCCAACGGCCCCGUAUUUCUUAGCAUUGGGGGUGAAGGACCCGCUGGAUCUAUUUGGAUGACUAAAGGUCACUGGGUAACAAUGGCUAAACAAACCGGUGCAAUGCUGUUUAUGAUUGAACAUAGGUUUUAUGGAAAAAGUCACCCAACUCCUGAUGCCAGCUUGGAAAGUUUGAGUGUUUUAAGCAGUGAACAAGCUCUUGCUGAUAUUGCAAACUUUAUAACGAACAUCACUGCAGAGUACAAACUUGCUGGCAGAAAAUGGAUUGUUUUUGGAGGUUCUUAUUCUGGUUCAUUGGCAAUAUGGGCAAGGUACAAGUAUCCACAUUUAAUAUCUGGAGCAGUUUCAGCGAGCGCGCCUCUUCAUCCUAUUGUUAACUUUGAUGGUUACCAAGAAGUUGUACAAAGAUCAUUACAAACCCUCGGCAGCCCAAAGUGUGUCCAAAACUUAGCGAACGCAACAACAGAAAUCACAAGCCUCAUGAAAACUACUGCUGGUCGAAAAAUUUUAACUUCCGAGUUUAAUUUGUGCCACGCGCUGAGUGACGAUGUUUUAGAUAAUCAAUAUUUUCAAGAAUCUGUAGCCGGCAGCAUUCAAGAUGUUGUUCAGUAUAACAGGGAUAAUAUGCAUUUUGAAGGUCACGGUCCUGCUUUUAAUAUUUCCUACAUAUGUCAUAUACUGGAUGAUGUGAAUCUCGGUAGCCCAUUGAAGAGAUAUGCUGAAAUAAACAGACUGACUUUAAAGGAGUCAAAUGUUUCGUGUCUCGACUCAAGCUAUCAAAAAUUUGUUUCUGACACAAAAGCAACUUCUUGGGAUAAAGCGACCGGCAUGCGACAAUGGUUAUACCAAACAUGCACAGAAUUUGGUUGGUUUCAGAGUUCUGAUUCUACGCACCAACCAUUCAAAGGAUUUCCUUUGAAAUUUUCGAUCCAACAAUGCCAAGAUAUUUUUGGGAUACCUUCUGAAAUCAUUUACAAAGGUGUGCAGAGGUCAACGGAAAAUUACGGAGGUCUUUCCGUCGCUGGUCUAGUUACCAAUGUAACUUUAUAUAAUGGGUUAAUAGAUCCAUGGUCUGAUGUUUCAUAUAUGGCGGGAAAUUUGAAUUUAAAUCCAGAGAAUACUCUGUUGAGACCCAAACGAAAUGUUCUUUCUAUGUCCAAAUCACGAACCGAUGUGGGUAUAGUGAGUCUCAUAGUACCAAAUACUGCGCAUUGUGCUAUCAUGUAUCCAGCUUCUGAUAAAGACUCGAUUUACCUCAAAAAAGCGAGAUUAGACGUGGAAAAUGCGGUGAAAGAAUGGCUUGGCAUGUAA
Ciona intestinalis (vase tunicate) is the source of this 1527-nucleotide messenger RNA. The record is from RefSeq and is a predicted model, not a curated record. Lineage: Eukaryota; Metazoa; Chordata; Ascidiacea; Phlebobranchia; Cionidae.